AUUCUCCCACUCUCUUCCUAUUUGGGUUGGGAUUUCUCUUCUUCACUCACUGACUGUGACUCAAGCUAACCUUAACCCAGGUACUAUUGAAUUUAAGAGUGGAAACUAAGCUUAACAGCCAUGCAAAAGAAGGAUAAUAUUGCAACUCCAUCAACUCUUGCUCGGAUUCGGCAUCGUAGACGGUCCACUGAGGUUAUUCCAGAGGCUGGCAAAGCAAAUGGAAGCCAUUUACUUGUUGAUGAUCAUAACAAAUACAGGUCCAUGUUGAUCCGUUUAUACUCCACCCUUUGGAUGAUUGGGGGCUUUGCAUUUAUUGUCUACAUGGGCCAUCUCUAUAUUACAGCCAUGGUGGUGGUUAUCCAAAUAUUUAUGGCCCAAGAGCUUUUCAGUCUCCUUAGAAAAACACAUGAAGAUAGUCAUCUUCCAGGAUUUAGGCAAUUAAAUUGGCACUUCUUCUUCACAGCAAUGCUAUUUGUAUAUGGUCGUCUCCUCAGUCAGCGGCUUGUCAAUACAGUAACCUCAGACAAAUUUUUAUAUCAGCUAGUGAACAGCUUUAUCAAGUACCAUAUGGUUGCUUGUUACUUCUUGUAUAUUGCAGGUUUUAUGUGGUUCAUUCUUACGCUCAAGAAGAAGAUGUAUAAGUAUCAGUUUGGCCAGUAUGCGUGGACACAUAUGAUUCUGAUUGUGGUGUUUACUCAGUCAUCAUUCACUGUAGCCAAUAUUUUUGAAGGAAUUUUUUGGUUUCUUCUUCCGGCGUCACUUAUUGUCAUUAAUGACAUUUUUGCUUAUAUCUUUGGUUUCUUCUUUGGAAGAACCCCGCUUAUCAAAUUAUCCCCAAAGAAAACUUGGGAGGGUUUCAUUGGAGCAUCUGUCACAACAAUCAUCUCUGCAUUUGUGCUUGCAAAUGUCCUGGGUCGUUAUCAGUGGCUAACCUGUCCAAGAAAGGAUCUAUCCACUGGUUGGCUGCAUUGUGAUCCUGGUCCAUUGUUUAAGCCAGAGCAUUUUACCUUACAAGGACGGGUUCCUCAAUGGUUUCCUUGGAAAGAGAUCUCUGUCCUGCCAGUUCAGUGGCAUGCUUUAUGGCUUGGUUUGUUUGCAUCAAUAAUAGCACCGUUUGGAGGCUUUUUUGCUAGUGGUUUUAAAAGAGCUUUCAAAAUCAAGGAUUUUGGUGACAGUAUCCCAGGUCAUGGUGGAAUGACGGAUAGAAUGGAUUGCCAGAUGGUGAUGGCGGUUUUUGCAUACAUCUAUCAUCAUACUUUUAUCGUGCCACAAAGCAUUUCUGUUGAAAUGAUCUUGGACCAGAUAUUAACAAACCUUUCUUUUGAGGAGCAACAAGCUCUACUAGUGAAGCUGGGGCAGAUCAUGCAGGAAAGACUAGGAUAUUCUUAGGACUCUUUUUGGACCUAAUUCUGGGCAAGGUUGUUUUCUUCCCCUUCGAAAAUGUAAUAUAACAUGGUAGCGUCCCAUGUUGUCUUGGAAGCAUGUAAAUUUUAAAGGGUGUGGUGCUUUCUUUUCCCAUUCAAAUAUUUAGGCAAUGGCAUUUUUCAUCAGCACACAGUGUAGCCUAUGUUAGCUAUUUUUAGCUAUUUAAUACAACAUGCACCCUCGAUGGAGGAUCCUAUGUUGUCUUCUUCAAUAUUUGUUUUUAUGCUGGUUGAACAUCAUAGAGAAAUCAGAUAAAGAAUUACUGCAGGAACUCACUUAAAUGCAAGCAACGGCCACAAUUCCCUCUUACUGGGAGCAGAAAUAUAUGGUGCAACUUAUCUGAAUCAGUGAAUGGCAUGAGAAAUCACUAUUGAACAAAGGUUAAACUCCUAUUUUGGUCCCUGAACUAUUGUACGGACUCCCAAUUUGGUCCCUAAACUAAAGAAAUCCCUAAUUUGGUCCUUGAACUAUUGUACGGACUCCCGAGUUAGUCCCUAAACUAUUGUACGGAUGCCCAAUUUGGUCCCUACUGUUUACCAAUUAAACCCCAACUUGGUCC
Messenger RNA from Rubroshorea leprosula, 1984 nucleotides. Lineage: Eukaryota; Viridiplantae; Streptophyta; Magnoliopsida; Malvales; Dipterocarpaceae. The record is from the annotation of a GenBank genome assembly.